AUGACAAAUAGGGCAGAAUUACUUGCCAAUGGCAAAGUUUCCCAAACUGUCUCUCUUCCUGAUCAAAGCCAGUUUACAUCAGCAAUGGUUCCUAACUUGGCUUUUGGAGAAAACAUCAACACAAGCAGUAGUGAGGAUAUGGAUAUCAUUGACAGUACUGAAGAUGAUGAGUCCAUAUACAAUUUUGGUGAAGAAUGCGAGAAUGUCAUUGACGAAAUUGAAGGCACCACACCCUCGCUAGUCUUUGAUUUUAGUCAGCCUCUUCCUGUUCCCAGCAACAAUGAUAAAAAGAAUCUCGCGUUCAUGCAGUUGAUCCAAGAGUUCGAAAUUUCUUGUCAAGCUCACGAAAAGAUUCUUCUUGAGUGCUUCUCGGAUAUCAAAGCAGGCGGAUAUGACAUUUGCAUCAGAGGUUGUAUGCAGUUCAACAACGAGAAUGAUAUUGCAUGCAUAAAAUGCGGUGAAGCAAGAUAUAAAAAUGGCCAAACUAGCGAAAGUGACACCAGGGUUCCUGUGAGAUUGAUCGUACAGCUUCCUUUGGCCAGACAGCUUGCUUUGUGCUCGGCUGAUGACAAGACCAGGGCUGAAAUGCUCUAUCAUCAUAACCACCAAUCCAGCCAAGACGGGCAGAAAGCAGAUGUUUUUGAUGGUCAUGUAUACCAAUCCAUGAAGCAUCUGUUUUCUGGUGAAAACGAUAUUGCGAUUUUGUUGUCCAUGGACAGGUUCAACCCACACAAUGUACCUGGAUCAGUAACCAUUGUUCAUGCAACUGUCUUGAACUUGAAUUCGACGAUCCGUUAUGAGAAAAACAGGAUGAUCCAAAUAGCAAUGCUUCCUAGUUGCACUGGUCCCAGUGACAUCUGGUCUUUUCUUGAGUCAACGCUGAGAAAUCUCCAUUUGCUCCGGACAGAAGGCAUGGAAGUAAAGACACCAACGACAACGAUCAGGGCAAAGGUACAUGUUCUCAUGGCCACUGACAAUAUUCUGGCUCUGGCAAAGCUGGCAUGCCAUGUUGGCCACACAAGUAAGAAUGGCUGUCGUAUUUGUCACGUAGUAGGCCAAACUCCUAAACAUGGCCAGUACUUCCGCAUGUUGCCUGGAACCCAGACGCGCUCACUGGAGAGUUUCAGAAACUACAAUCUGGCAAGCAGUGAAGACAGAAAGGGGCUCAAUAGUCAGUUACCAUUAGCCUCAAUGGAAACAUUCUCUGGCCCAUUUUUUUUUGCGUUAGACGAGAUGCAUGGUCUGUGCCACGGAAUUGGUAAGCAGGUAUGGGGACUUGUAUACAGAAAGUAUGGAAUCAAGCAUCCUCUAUGUCUUUCUCUUGCCACUCAAAGGGAGAUUGGUGCUGCAAUAGUAGCCGCAAAAUCCACAAUCCCUACAUCAUUGCAUGGUGCCUGGAGAGACAUGACAAAGAAUGUCAGUUUCUUUAGAGCUGUGGAUUGGGCAGACUUUUUACUCUUUGUUGUCCCCACGUUGGUUGCAGAGCAUGUCCAGGACUUGGUUGCCCCAAAAUGCAUUACUUGGCCUGGUUCAAACAUGCAAUUUACUCAUGAGCUGGGAGUUAUCAGCAGAGAAUCAAACCUCAAUAAGAAGAGUCUUCUUUCUACAGCAGAUAUUGACAUUGGCAUGUUCACAAUUAACCAGCACAUUAUUCAGCAUUAUCUUCAGAUGAUUGAUCUAUAUGACCCGCCAAGAGCAUAUAGCACACGAUCCGUGGAAAGAGCCAUUGGUGAGUACUCCAAGUCCAUCAAGAGUAACUCCCAAGUCAGUGUCAAUGCUGGAAACAUUAUGAUCAGACUGGCACAAUCCCGGCGUGUAGCGGAACUGACAACCGUUGCAAACACAAAAACUCCACCAGCUAACCUUCUAGUUUACAGUGCAUAUACCAAUGGGUGGCCUGUUACAGAAGGAGGUGAUCCUGCCAAUGCUGAGUGUGAGAUUGAGUUCUGGGGUUUUUUGAAGAAUUUAACAAUUUUCGAUAGCUUUGAAGAUAGAUCUCAUCUUUCAUUGCUUCUUAAAACGUUUUAUGAUUUGAAGGGGGAAGAAUGUAGUAUGCUUGAGCCUUCCAUAAAGACAAGCCGCAAGACCUAUCUUAAUGGUUGUAUUAUUGAUGCUGCAUUCAACCAAAGUUCUACAAGAGAGGCAUGUCAUGUUCAUGUGCAGCUACAAGUGGACAUGAACUCCAGAAGAUCCCGCUCUUACUGUCCAGGAUAUAAGCAUUUCUUUGGAAAGAUAGUUAUAUUCUUCCAACAUGUACACAACUCGAAGAGAUGGCCACUAGCUCUCAUAACCAUAUAUAGUGUGCAUUUGAAAAAUGGAUUGCCUAUUACAUCUGUAGUAAAGCCAAAGACUAUAAUGAUUCAUGCCAGUGACAUUGUAGAGUUGGUUGGCUUGGUGCCAUCAAAUGUCAAUGGUAGUCAUUAUAUCAUUUGGCCUAGCCUUAAACGUGGCCCAAAAUUGACACUUGGUGCCUUAAUCUAUUGCAUGUUGCAGAUGAGCAUUUCAACCAGUGCCCCUCAACACAUAGACAUUGAGCUUAUUUCCUGUCCUCUCGUUCUUCAAAAUCAAAGUUUCCUUACCUCAAGCCAUCAGAACCACAAUAGAGUUGUCUCUUAUUCACUUCAACUGGCUUCCUCCUCUGUUGACCCAUGGCUGCACAACAAUUCCAAUAGACAACUCUCAAAGACGUCUUCUUCAUCAAGAGAUAGCCAACCUGUUGCACAAGAAAGCAAUAGAAUCUGCUCCUCCCAACUCUCUUGGCUUCACCAGCUCAAUAUUUGUUAUCCCCAAGAAGAAUGGUGGGCAUCAUCCUGUGCUCAAUCUCAAGCACCUCAACAAACACUUAACUGCCUCUCACUUCAAGAUAGACACUCUAUAAGCUGUAAGACGACCAAGCUGGGAUCCUUGGGGUGGAUUCUGAACCUGAAGAAGUUGUCUCUCAAACUGUCUCAGCAACUAGAAAAUUUUGAUUACCUGUUGGAAACUCAAACUAUGACAAUAAAGCUUUCUGGGACAAAGCUUUGCAACCUAUACCAAUUGAUUCAUCAACAUAUUACCAGUGUGUCUCCCAUUUUCCCUUCUGAUUUACAGCCUUUCCAUGAGAAUUCAGACCACAACAAUUGGUCUGUUUCCAGUCCGUCUAUUCAGACAGUGUCUGAUAUGAUUCAAGAACAAACACGUUCACUAGAACCUUGGUUAGAAUGUGGGUCAUCCUCUUCCCCUUCAUUGUCUUUACAAGCUGCAAUUAUACUGGGCACACAAGAAAGCCAAUAUAUCAAUCAACUGGUGCGAAAUGAAAGCAGUUCAACUGGCUCUCCUUACCUUUCCCUUUCUUUGGGACACCUCGGUCCUUAUUUAUAUCAGCAAUACUAUCUCAAUGGCAUACCUCAACAAGCAAGGCAACUCACGCGCCUUCCACCUAAUGCAACUGAUCAUAAAGUUUUGGAGAUGGUGUCUCCACAGCAGUCUCUGAUUGACUGCACAGCACAUUGCGGGGAAGGACAAUGUCACUGCCAAUCUGGAAUCUGGCUAGACUUCUACAGAGAACCUCUGGAAACUCUUCAAGGCAAUGUUCAGUAUGAUACAGUUGACAUGAGCAAUGACUUUGGAUGUGAUAUUCAUCUCCUGGAGCCAAUGAAACAAUUAUUAUCUCAACUCUCCAUAGAAUCUAAUUGGCUGGUGUCUGCACAAGAUAUGGCAGAAGAACUUGAUAGUAACCUUGGUGGCUCCAAUUUGGCUGAGUGUCAUAUGGUGUCAUCUUCUUCUGAAGAUGUCAGUGGCUUCUCCCCUAAUUCUGGACAAUCAGUUCAUAGUCCUCGCCUUUCCCAAGACCCCAUGGCUGUUAAAAAACUCGACAUAGAAGCUUGUCACAUACAGACUAUUAAGUGCAAGUUUGAUAACACAGGCUAG
This is a messenger RNA of Phycomyces blakesleeanus NRRL 1555(-), 3909 nucleotides long. RefSeq lists its product as hypothetical. NCBI's taxonomy places the organism in Eukaryota, Fungi, Mucoromycota, Mucoromycetes, Mucorales, Phycomycetaceae. The record is from RefSeq and is a predicted model, not a curated record. The coding region runs from base 1 to 3909 and encodes 1302 amino acids. The transcript has 11 exons.